Molecule: messenger RNA, 4082 nt
Organism: Papilio polytes (common Mormon)
Lineage: Eukaryota; Metazoa; Arthropoda; Insecta; Lepidoptera; Papilionidae
Product: DDB1- and CUL4-associated factor 8
Exons: 10
Coding region: 232-2130 (632 amino acids)
Cellular component (GO): cytoplasm; Cul4-RING E3 ubiquitin ligase complex
Molecular function (GO): protein binding
Source: RefSeq, a predicted model, not a curated record
UUUUGAUAUUCUUUACGACUUCAUACGUCGUUUUUUUGGUUUUUGGCAUAGAAUAAAAAUCAUUAAGUCAGAAAAAGAAUAGGAAAAAAUUCCAUCCUUCAUCUCAUUGAAUUAUUGUUUUUAUUGAUGUAAAAUAACGUCGUGGGCUGUUUAGUUUAACAUUUUAAGUGCUAAGUUUCGCAAGUUGAGUGUUAUUAGUUUUUCUGUAAGCUGCUAUAAACUUAGGCAAAUAUGGAAGAUAAUUCGUCUAGCGAUGACGAGGUUAACGAAUCUACUACAAGUCGAAAAAUGAGUGGAAAAAAGUUAAAAUUAAACGACGGGAGCUCUCAAAACAGCACUAAGGAUGCAGCUGCGGAGGGUAGUAAUAAAGAAGAGGUGGUAGACAGUGGUAUAUCCCCUGAUAAAUCUGAAAGUACGAGUAGUGAUGAUCUUAUGUCCGCUUCUGGACCUUCUAAUGUCGUAGUUAACGUUGGUACAUCUGACAAUAUGGUUCGGGUUAUGAUGCAAAAUCUUCGUCACCCCGGUCGCGAUAGAAAUUACAGAAAACGAAAGACUCCAGACUCAGAUGAGUCUUCCACGGACUCUGAUGAUUUCUCUAGUGAAAUGGGUGUAGCCCAAUACGAUAAUAAUGCUGAUGAAGAUAUGCAACAUCUUUUAACCAUUAUUCACCAGGAUUCAUCAAGUUCAAGUUCUAACAACAGCAGUAGUACAAGUGGAAGCAGUAACAGUUCGUAUAGCAACUACAGCUUUGAGAGUGAUAAUCUCAACUUCCAACCAAUGGACUCGAGUGAUGAUGAUGGCCUCUGGUCUCACAAUACCGGCCUUAAUGCUGUCCUCCAGAAUGAAGAAAUGUUAGCAAACAAUGCAGAUGGACUAUUCGGUCCACUUCCUCAAGUGCUAUUGAAGGAUAAGCCUAAACAUGAUUAUAUGAUUGUAAAGGAAGUAGUAAACCGUGAGAUGGGUCUGAAUUUUCCCAGCGGUAAAACAUCACAGAGCCCAAUGAAGUUUGAACAGAAGUUCUACGGGUCACUUCAUGCAGUUUACAGACUCGAGAAGCUGCAUAGUCUCAAUAAACAUAAUGGAUGUGUUAAUUCUAUUAAUUUCCACCCUGAGGGUCAUCUUCUAGCAUCGGGUUCUGAUGACACAAAUGUGAUUGUUUGGGACUGGGCCCGCAACCGUGCUCUGCAGACCAUCAAGACGGGGCACAGGUCUAAUGUAUUUCAGAGCAAGUUCCUCUAUCUCAAUGCUCGGAGUCAGCUGAAUAUUGUCACAUGUGCCAGGGAUGGACAGGUAAAUAAAUACCAAAGAGAGCCAUACAUACACAUAAUUAUAGUAAACUCAAAAAUUUUAUCAUUGGUGCACGUGCGCCACGACGGGCUGACAGUGCCGCUGUACAGCGUGGACGUGGACUGCACCGGCAACAAAUUGCUGGUGUCGGGUCGCGACCGCUACAUGCACGUGUACGACCGCCGCCGCCCCAGUGCGCCCGCCGCCUCCUACUGCCCCUUCCACAUCGCCAUGAUAAACAACAAGAAGCGACAACAGCCGCUGAAUAAGCACCUCACCUGCGCGAUAUAUAACCACGACGGCACCAAGAUAUUGGGGACAUACAAUGACGAGGACAUAUACCUCAUUGAUACCAAAAAAGAUGAAUACAUCGAGGGCAGCGACAUGUCUGCGGAGGACGCGGUGGGGUACCGGCGGCGCUACACGGGGCACCGCAACAGCGCCACCUUCAAGGGCGUGUCGUUCUUCGGGCCGCGCAGCCAGUACGUGGUGUCGGGCUCCGACUGCAGCUACCUCUACAUCUGGGACGCCGACAGCGAGGCCAUCGUGCAGUGGCUGCAGGCCGACGACAGUGGAGUCGUGAACUCCAUAGAGGGGCACCCGCGCUUCCCCGUGCUGGCCACUAGCGGUCUCGAUAAGGACGUCAAGAUCUGGGUGCCCACACGGCAGACUGACCCUGACUAUGAGGGCAUGGAGAAGGUGGUACGCGAGAACAGCGUUACAGUCCGCAGUCCGCUGUUCAACGACUUCCUCCCUGCGAUAUACAGCGCGUGGCGCGAGGACAACCCGCACGCGCUCGGCAGGAACCUCGACUUCGACGGCAACGCCUGCAGCGCCUUCUAGAACACUCUCAAACAUUGUACGAGCUACGACAUUCUACAAUGUUGUAGAGUCAUCUGGAACAUUCUAGAACGUUGUAAAAUUAUCUAGAACAUUCUAGAAUGUUGUAAAAUUAUCUGGAACAUUCUAGAACGUUGUAGAUAUUACCUGGAAGAUUCUAGUGUUGAAGAAUUACGUGGAACAUUCUAGAAUAUUGUAGAAUUAUCUGGGACAUUCUAGAACGUUGUAGAAUUACCUGGAAGAUUCUAAUGUUGAAGAAUUAUCUGGAACAUUCUAGAAUGUUGUAGAAUUAUCUAGAACAUUCUAGAACGUUGUAGAAUUACCUGGAAGAUUCUAGUGUUGAAGAAUUAACUGGAACAUUAGAAUGUUGUAGAAUGAUCUUGAACAUUCUCACACUGUUUCUAUACAGCUCUAGUACAUAGCCUUUUAAAUUUGCUAACACAAUUGUAUCAUAUUUACUAUUAUUCUUAAGAGGCUUUGUUACUUUGCUUAUGGGACCCCCUUAGUGUCCAUAACAUUUCGACAGUAACUGUAUAGUCGAAUGCAACAGAAAUAAUAAAUUAUAACAAAGCAAUCAAUUUUAACGCAGACAUAUUUGUAUCAUCAAAUUAAACUAUAAUAUAAUGAUAUUAUGAACUGGAGAAAUGUAUCCAUAUAAUUUGUUAUUUCAAUUGAAUUCGAAUAUAUUUGACAAUGUAGUGCCAAGAACUAAAGAUCUCACCUUGUCACGACUUUUCUGACAGUUUGACAGAACUAAAAGCGACAACGCCACUGUCAAAUCUACGAAAAAGAGUAAAGUCGAGCAAGAAACCAUUGCAAAUGUGUUAGCAGAAUAACAUUGACAAAAUUGGUAUUGUGUAACCAAAAAAUAUUGUUGUUUCUAUGUUUUUCGUGUAAUUUUAUUAUCAUCACAUAUAAAAACUGAUUUAAGCUUUUUUAUUUCUUUAAAUCUCAUCUUUCAUACAAAAUAUGCGUAGAAACAUCUCGUUUUAUGCAUGGUUUACAUAUGAGCAGUAAAAUAGAUAGUAGCGCUGGCCUGGCACGUAGUGUGGACACACUGGCACGAUGGUUAAGCCAGUAUGCGAUGUUUAUGCCGGUGUGGGCAAAUACUGGCAUAAUGUAGACCUGACUUACAUUAAAUCUGACCGUUUCUUAUCAAAUCUACAAAUAUGUUAUUCACUCGCUGUAUUCCAUUGUUACUUUUUAAAACAUUAAAGGAAUGUUUUGUUUUUUAUAUUUUAUGCCUGUGAUAUAUCUUGUGUUUUAUUAUAGUAGUUUAGAUUGUGUACCCGCUACACGUUUACAUACAAUUUCAAAAUUACCAAUAAAAAUUGAUAUAAAAAGAAAAAAAAACUGCGUUCAUGUCUAGAUGUCAUUUGGUAAAACGAAAAUUGUCUUUAUCGUAUACAUUAAAAUAUUCAAUUAGAAAAUGCUUAUUUAGUGAAAUACUCUAAUAUUUGUGUUUUGCUUUUAGUAUUAAACAUGUGUAUCGGUAUUUUAAAAGAUUUUUGGAGUGUCCCACCAAAUUGUAAAUUGUUUAAUAACAAUCAAACGUGUAAAGUAUUUGAUGGGAAUAUCGUAUUUUGUUACUUUAUCUGAAAUUGACGUCAUUUUUAAGCUAUCUGAGCGUCUAUCAGCCAGUGGUGGGACAGGUCCUUUAUUACGUAAGUAUAAAACAAUUCAUAUAUUCCAAAUUUAUGAUACACCGAUGUAAAAUGUUUUAGAUUUAUAGAACUUUCCUAAAAAACUAAUUGUGAAACAAGUAUAUUAAUCACAAAAAUCUUUUAGCUUACAUUGUUUUUAAUAUAAAGUAGUUCCUCAACUUGCUAGAAUAUGUACUAGACACGUCCUUUUUUCUUUCGUUUUUAGAUUUGUACUAAAAUAUGUGAGAUUGCAUCAUCCAUAAACAUUCGUAAGUUAGUCUCAAUUAUGUAAAUAAAGGAUACGAUUUAUUA